GCAGUGACCGAGGGGUGGGGUUAAUGUUUCUUUAAAGGUUACAGGGUUUUUCAGUUGAGGAUACACUUGAUAUGCACAUGUCAAAGAGCCAAGGGGAUAUCCAACAAAGGGGACAGGAUAUUGAUACCUCUGAUAUCAGGAAAGAAAGAGCAAGACCAACCUGCCAGUGGAUAGAAUGGAGAGUGUUGACAUUGAAUUCUGGUAUUUCUCUUCUCUGUAUACAAUAGUUACAGCCCUAUACAUUGGGGCAAUUAUAACUAAGGCGAGAGGGAGUCAUGAUAGGGAAUACUGGACCUUUGCACUUUUGGCUCUUGGGGGGCCUCUGUGCUUUUUGGCCCUUCCAGGCUACCGCAGUCUGCUCUUUCUGACCUGCAGCCUCUGGUUGUGCUAUGUGGUUCUGGGCAGACGAGUGGACAUGCUGACGAUGCAUGGAAGAGCUGUGCUGAUUACAGGUUGUGAUACAGGUUUUGGUCAUGCCCUAGCGAGAAGGAUUAGUGACUUGGGAGUGACUGUGUUUGCUGGGGUUCUGGAUGAGACCAGCCCAGGAGCAGUGGAGCUGAAGAGACUGGGGUCUGAGGGGCUACAAGUCCUUCAGCUAGAUGUGACAGACGCUGCGCAGAUAGAGCGGGCUCACCACUACAUUUGCACUCAGGUUGGGGACGCAGGUCUUUGGGGGAUUGUGAAUAAUGCGGGAGUCCUGGGCUAUGUGGCAGAUGGAGAGAUUCUUCCUGUGAGAGUAUACAGGAACUGCUUGGCAGUGAACUUCCUUGCUGCAGUAGAGGUCUCUCAGGUGUUUCUUCCACUGCUCCGACACUCCAGGGGCAGGCUAGUCAACGUCUGCAGUAUGGCAGGUGAUGUGCCCGUUCCUGGGUUUGUGGCCUAUGGAGCAUCCAAAGCAGCCCUGAACACCUUCUCUGGAGUGAUGAGACUAGAGUUGGCCAGAUGGGGCGUCAAUGUAUCCACAAUUCAACCUGCAGGCUUCAAGACAAAUAUUUUCGGUAGCAGUGAUGACUGGAGCCGUUACCAAGAGGAGAUCUUCACCUCUCUAUCCCAGGAUGUCCGGAAGGACUACGGCGAGGCCUACAUCUCCUCACUCCAGGCACGCUUUGCCAAGAUGGCCGUCAUGUCCUCAGAGGACCUGCGUCCCGUGCUAGAUGACAUGUGCCACGCCCUAAUGUCAGUGGCUCCCAGACCCGUCUACACCCCUGGCCAGUCGGCCUGGCUCAUUCCCUGCCUCCACCGCCUCUGCCCCACACGGUUCUAUGACAUGAUUAUUACAAGUCUGUUUCAGUUCAAUAGCAGUCUGCCAGCUGGGCUCCAGGCAGGAGCCUCAGUGGGUUCGAAGACUUGAUAACAUGUGAGAUAACUGAUAUGUGAUGUCGGGCUAUUCUUUCCCAAGGUUGUUUACGGGAAUGCUUCCAUAGAUUAGUAUCUCUCCAUCUUCCCUCAUGCUUGGUUGGCAGAGAAAUGUGACUGUUGGCUUUGUACUUUUUUGGCAGCUUCAUAAGCAAGGCUAUUGAAAACCCUUGUUAUUGUUUGAAUGUAGUAUGUUUUUGUCAAUUUCUCACAAAACAAGACAAGCCACCACAUUGGGUAACAGUUUUAAUUCAACUAUACCCUGGUCCAUGGUACAAGGAUGUGGGCUUCAUUUCCUGUGUUCAUAACCCUCAAUGCAUCUUGAAGAAAUGUACUUUUAAAAAGAGGAUAUAUAACAUCCAUUCAACUUUAAAAUAUAUGUCUAACAUCUUUGGAAGUUACCUACGGAUCAUGAAAACACAGCAGUAAAAAUAAAAUAAAAAUUGUUGCACAUAAAAACAUUGUACAGUCCUGACAUACUUCAUUUAAAUAAAAAGGCAUCCCCUCA
This is a messenger RNA of Oncorhynchus mykiss (rainbow trout), 1864 nucleotides long. It is a transcript of the gene hsd17b2, whose product is annotated as hydroxysteroid 17-beta dehydrogenase 2. NCBI's taxonomy places the organism in Eukaryota, Metazoa, Chordata, Actinopteri, Salmoniformes, Salmonidae. Gene Ontology annotation, cellular component: intracellular membrane-bounded organelle. The record is from RefSeq and is a predicted model, not a curated record. Gene Ontology annotation, biological process: steroid metabolic process. Gene Ontology annotation, molecular function: oxidoreductase activity.